UGCCUGCCUCUCCUUCCAAGCUUUUGGUUUCCAAAGCGGCUGCUGUUGCUUUAAAGUCUUCGGGAGGAGGGCGCGUCCUGAGCGCGCAAAGGCGAUGGAGAUGGGGCGCUUGGCAAGGCUGCGGCGGCGCUGAGCGCUCUCUCUCUCCUUGGUUGAGGCUCCCCUAGGCAAGCGAGGGGCUGAGUCUCUCCGCUUCCCCGAUGCACUCCGCUCCCACUGCUCCCUCCCUCCCCCCCUCCCCGGCCAUGUUUCCUCGUUAGCGGGCGGAGCGCUGAACGCCUGCGCGCAAGAGGAGAGCGGCGCUCUGGAGUUUGGCACCAGCAGCAGGCAAGCGAAUCUUUCUUGCCGCCCCGGGAACGCGGGGAUGGGCCGCCUGCACGCUUCUGCCUGUCCCCCGGGCAGCGGCAGCAGCUCCCGCUGAGACUGUGCAGAGGAAGCGCCCCUUUUCCAGCCUUUUCGCACGCGACAAACUGAGUCGUCGGGACGGACGCCCCUACCACCCCACCCUUGCUUUUCUCCAGCGGCACCGUUUCCGCCCCUUUGGACCUCCGCCUCCGCCUCCUGUGAUGCUGGGACGCGCACAGAAUUUUCUAAAGUGUCAAGGAAUUGCCAAGCUAACCCAAAUUUCAAGGGACCCAAAAAUACGCUGCCACUAUUGACUAAGGAAGAAAAGAGGGACUAUCGUCAUCUCUCAUACCAGAACUCCCACUUCAUGCUGCAAGAGCCAAGGCUGGAGUCGCCAAUUUAAGUUUGUUUUCUAAGGUCACGGGCAGCCUGCGCGCCCCCUUUCGCAUUCCACCCCCGAGGCCUCGCAGUUGAGAUGAGGAAUUCAGACGAGCAAACAGCCACGACAGUUUUACAGCGCCUGCUGCAGGAGCAGCUGCGAUAUGGGAACCCAAACGACAGCCGCAACCUCCUCGCUUUGCACCACCAAGCUACGGGCAACACACCCACUUUCGCCAGCAACGGGAGCCCAGGGGCUCCAAGCGAAGGGCUGAGCCCUCAGGACCACCAGGCCGGAGCCCAUGUUGCCCGCCAGGAGCCCCAGGGCCAGGAAAUACAAAUGGACAACAGUGUCAUGGAGAAGCAGCUCUCCCCAAGGCUCCAGAACAGCGAAGACCUCCCAACCUAUGAGGAAGCGAAAGUCCAGUCCCAGUACUUCAGGGGCCAACAGCACGCCAGCGUUGGGGCGGCAUUUUAUGUGACGGGGGUCUCCAACCAGAAGAUGAGGACUGAGGGGCGCCCGACAGUCCAGCGUGUGAGCCCUGGGAAGGUCCACCAGGACGAAGGACUCAAGGACCUAAAGCAAGGGCACGUCCGCUCCCUGAGCGAGAGGCUGAUGCAGCUGUCUCUGGCCACCAGUGGUGUGAAGGCCCACGCGCCCGUCACAAGCGCCCCGCUCUCCCCGCUCUCUCCCCAGCAGACCAACGACUUCUACAAGAACUCUGUGACAGCCCCGCCCCAGCCAAAUAUGAAAGGGAUGGAGCACAGGGGGCCUCCUCCCGAGUACCCCUACAAAAACAUGCCCACCCCUCCGAUGAGCUGUAAGCAGAUGGACCCUGGGCAUUUCUACAGCGACCACCGCCUGGGUCAGCAAGGCCGAGCUGACGGGCCACUGAUGAGGUACCAGCAUCCUCCUGAAUAUGGAUCUUUCAGGCAGAACCCGGAGCACCAGCUGCAGCAGAGGCCUCACCACCACCACAGCCCAACAUCUUCACUCACCUCCUUGGGCUCCAUGACGCUCCUGCAGUCGCUGCCUCCCUCCAGGGUGUCUCCUUCCCAGCCUCCAAACACCCCUGUCCAAGGAGACCCUUUCUCCCAGCAACGGACCCAGCAGCUCUUUCUGCCCAGCCAUGUCCACCAGGGAGAGCUUUACCGGCUCUGCCAGCCUGUGGUUGGGCAGCCGCAGCAGCAUUUCCAGCAGCAGCAGAUGCAGAUGCAAAUGCAGCAGCAACAUCAUCAGCAUCAGCAAGGGGACUCCUACUCGGCCCUCAGCAGGCCCCAGCCAACCCCUUCCCCAUACCAGCAGGUGCCUGUCGACCCUUUCGCCAUUGUCUCCAGGGCCCAACAGAUGGUGGAGAUCCUCUCUGAUGAGAACAGAGCUUUGCGCCAGGAGCUGGAAGGGUGCUAUGAGAAAGUAGCCAGGCUCCAAAAGCUGGAAACAGAAAUUCAGCAAGUUUCAGAAGCCUACAAUAACCUGGAAAAGUCUUCCACAAAGCGGGAGACUCUGGAGAAGACCAUGAGGAACAAGCUGGAAGGAGAGAUACGAAGGCUGCAUGACUUCAAUAGAGACCUCAGAGAGCGUAUGGAAACAGCCAACAAGCAGCUUGCGGAGAAGGAAGGCUCUGAGGAUAACAAGAAAACCAUCUGCCAGCUCUUUGCACAAAACAAAGAAACCCAGAGGGAGAAGGAGAAGCUAGAGAUUGAGCUGGCUGGAGUUCGCUCUGCUAAUGAGGAACAGAGGAGGCACAUUGAAAUUCGCGACCAGGCUUUGAACAAUGCUCAGGCCAAAGUGGUGAAACUGGAAGAAGAGUUGAAGAAGAAGCAGGUUUAUGUUGAGAAGGUGGAGAAAAUGCAGCAGGCCUUGGUUCAGCUGCAGGCAGCCUGCGAGAAGCGCGAACAGCUGGAACACCGACUACGGACACGGCUGGAGAGGGAACUCGAAUCCCUCCGGAUGCAGCAGCGCCAGGGGACGUCUCAGCCGGCCAGUGUCUCUGAAUACAACGCCACAGCACUUAUGGAGCUCCUGCGGGAAAAGGAGGAACGGAUUCUUGCCCUGGAAGCAGAUAUGACGAAGUGGGAACAGAAGUACCUGGAAGAAAGCGUCAUGAGGCAGUUUGCAUUGGAUGCUGCAGCUACAGUUGCUGCCCAGAGGGACACCACUGUCAUCAGCCACUCGCCCAACGCCAGUUAUGACACCUCUCUUGAAGCCCGCAUCCAGAAGGAAGAGGAGGAAAUCCUGAUGGCUAACAGGAGAUGCCUAGACAUGGAGGGAAGGAUCAAGACACUCCAUGCUCAAAUCAUUGAGAAGGAUGCCAUGAUUAAAGUGCUCCAGCAGCGUUCCAGGAAAGAGGCCAGCAAGACUGACCAGCUGUCUUCCAUGAGGCCAGCAAAAUCCCUGAUGUCCAUCUCCAACACUGGCUCAGGCUUGCUCUCCCAUUCUUCAACACUGAGCAGCACACCCAUUCUGGAAGAUAAGAGAGAGGACAAGAGCUGGAAGGGCAGCUUAGGUGUUCUGCUGGGAACAGAAUGCCGCUCCGAAUCCAUUCCUUCCACUCCUUCGCCCAUCCUCCCCUCCCCUCCACUGCUGUUUGCGCACUCCAAGACCGGCAGCCGAGACUGUAGCACUCAAACGGACCGGGGAAGUGAGCAAAGCAAGGUCUCCGCCUCCUCUUCCUCCUCUGCCUUGCCUCCUGUGCAGGGGAGGCUCCCUGCUAUGAAUCUGACCUACACUUCGGACAAAGCAGAUACACCAGUUUUCCAUUCCAACACUCUAGAAAGGAAGAACCCAGCUCAGAAUUUGGGGCAGGACCUCAAUGAUGCAGAAAUGGUGGAGUAUCUCAUCUGAAGAAAUCAAAAGCUGAAGCAGACUAGCAAGAAGUGUCUCCGUACCCCUCCCCCUGUGAAACUUUUUUUUUUUUAAGCAGAUCAUAGUAAAGGAAGCCAGAGCUUUCUGCUGUUUUGUAUAUAUAUAUAUUUUCUCAAAGGUAUGGGCAGGUUAACUUAUAUUUUGUUCCAAAAUUAUUAAAGUAGUUCUGGUUGUUGUUUUUUUAAGAAGGUUCUUUCCCAUACCUUCUUUCUGUUUCUUUAAAAAUACUGGAUCUGAUAGCAUCUGCAUAAAAAUUAAACCAAGCUCCUAAAUGCACUAAAUUUUUGAAAUGUCAGUAUUUUUUUUGUUAUUAAAAAACAACAACCCUGUGUUGUAAGGAAAGUAAGGACCUUAUUUAGACGUUGACGUCCAUAAUGCCUUUUUACAAAGCCUGUUACUUCCCAGGUUUCUCUUUUUGCCAGAUGAUUACAUGGUGCUGUCACUUUUGAGUGUCGUUUAAGUGUCCCAAAUAUUCAGGGGUCCCUGAGAACCAUUGUACGUAUGGGACUCCAAAGGGUGGGACGACAUUUUUUCACGUUCCUUGCCCUCCUUAUGAGAGUGUCCGUUUUCACAGAACAUUCCAGGACUAGAAAAAAAUAAGUUGAUUUCCACAAUGUGCCUGCACUCGUUUUUUUGUUUUUUUAAAAAAUACAUCUUAUUGUUCAUAUCAUUCUGUCCUUUUGUUAGAUACCCCAAGAUGUAAGGGGAGUUUUCUGUUUAUUUCAUAUAUGUCAAAGGGCUUCCUACCCUUGCAGCAGGAUGAGGAAUAAUGCAUCCCAUUCAGGAUUUCAGUGAACAAGCUGUGAGCCUUUUCUCCAUGUUGUUCUGCUGUUCUGUUCCGUUUAAACUGCAGCCAUUCAGCUGGCUUGACUGGAGUUACUGCUAAACUAAGCAAGUGGCAGGGUGUGUCACCAGACAGAAACUUGAUUUUCUGUGUGGCCAUGCUGGGAGUUUUCCCUAAACCAUAUUUUUGCCUCUUCCACAUGCCUUCUUCGACUAUAAUCGAUUCAUUCCAGAAGUUAGCAGCUUUUUCUCUUAAAAUAAUUGUAUAUUUUGAUGUAAGAAUGUAGUGCCUUACUCAAGAUAAUAGUUACACUGGGGUCCUUUUCUAAAUAAAGUAAAGCAACCCUGCAGGUUGAAAA
Messenger RNA from Podarcis raffonei (Aeolian wall lizard), 4731 nucleotides. It is a transcript of the gene AMOT, whose product is annotated as angiomotin. Bases 821 to 3568 code for a protein of 915 amino acids. Gene Ontology annotation, cellular component: plasma membrane; lamellipodium; cytoplasmic vesicle. The transcript has 13 exons. Gene Ontology annotation, molecular function: signaling receptor activity. Lineage: Eukaryota; Metazoa; Chordata; Lepidosauria; Squamata; Lacertidae. The record is from RefSeq and is a predicted model, not a curated record. Gene Ontology annotation, biological process: hippo signaling; regulation of cell migration; angiogenesis.